AUGACUGGUUAUAGUGCAUAUCGAUUGGAUCCCGGUCCACUUGAACCAUCGGUACUAACUCAACAACUUACCCAUAGGUCACGGGAUAUAUGGAAUGGAAGUGUUAAUAUGAUUUUAAAUACGAGGAGGUGUGAUGGAAAAUUUUGGGACCUCGUAAAGAAAUAUCCCAUUCAUCCACGAGUCUUAGAAAUGAUUGAAUUAUCAGGACUAUAUGGUGUUUAUAGAUCAAAUCGACCUUCUAUUGAUCGUAGCUUGAUCACUUCACUAGUAGAGAGAUGGCGUCCCGAGACUCAUACAUUUCACUUUAGAACGGGUGAGGCGACAAUCACCUUGCAAGAUGUAGAAGUGUUGUAUGGCUUACCUGUGAAUGGUGAUCCAGUACUUGGUGAUGAGUCGAUAAGGACCAUAGGGGAUUGGCAAAAUAUUUGUCAAAGAUUGUUAGGUUUUAUUCCACGUCCUCAAGACUUCAACCGUAGUAGCCUCAAGGUAACUGCACUUAAUGCGCAUAUGCUCGAGCAACUACAGUUACCUGACUUGACAACACAAGAAAUGAUCGAUCAAAUGGCUAGAUGUUACAUGUUUUGGAUGAUUGCUGGUAUGAUGAUGGCAGAUACAUCUGGCAACUAUCUAAAGCUUAUGUACCUUCCUAUGCUCGAGGAUCUCAAUGUAGUUAGCUCUUAUAGUUGGGGUAGUGCGACCUUAGCGUGCUUGUAUCGCUUUCUCUGUAAGGCCUCACAGAGUAACCAAAAUGAGAUAGCUGACUUUCUACCACUGCUUCAGGUAUACCUAAUAAUUACAUCAAUUCUUUAUAAAUAUUUCUUCUAG
Molecule: messenger RNA, 825 nt
Organism: Solanum pennellii
Lineage: Eukaryota; Viridiplantae; Streptophyta; Magnoliopsida; Solanales; Solanaceae
Product: protein MAIN-LIKE 2-like
Exons: 1
Coding region: 1-825 (274 amino acids)
Biological process (GO): meristem maintenance; meristem development
Source: RefSeq, a predicted model, not a curated record